AUGUGUGUAUUUUCUCUCUCCUCAGUCAUUUCACUUGUCAGACUUUUGGAGAAGGAAAGUGCAAUUUUUUGCAGUCGGAGAAAAAAAAUUCUGAUCGGAAUUCUGAUAAAAUCGGCGGAAUUGACAAAUUCUCAGAGCGAGCGAUGGCGUCUUCGAAGGUGAUGGCUUCAACGUCACCGCCCAAUAGGGAUCAUCCACGUCAGCCUUCGCCCUCCCGAUUAAAUCUCCACUCCGAUCAGAGCCGGGGUUUGGGCUCCAUGAACAUCGACGAUAUCCUCAGGAACAUCUACUCCGAUUCCGAGUCAAUCGUCCUCGAGGACAGCAGCGCCGCCGCGAAUGGGGAAUCGUCGAUGACUCUGGAGGAUUUCCUGGCCAAGGCUGGCGCGGUGGAUGAGGAUGAAGUUAGGGUUUCGGCCGCGGCUGCGACGCCGGCGGCGGCGGGUGGUUUCGGAAUGGAUGCGGCGAAUAUGGUUCACGCUGCUGGGGUUCCGGCGGUUCAUUAUUCACCGGCGAUGGGCGUCCCCGGUGGGGGAUAUGGAGUGGAUUUCGCUGAUGGAACGGCGGCGGUUACCGGCGGCGGCGGAAGGGGGAAGAGAAAGGCGGCCGCCGGAGAGGAGUUUCCGAUCGACAAGGCCACGCAGCAAAAGCAGAAGAGAAUGAUAAAAAAUAGAGAGUCAGCUGCUAGGUCUAGGGAGCGUAAGCAGGCUUAUACAGUGGAGUUGGAGACACUGGUCACUCAACUGGAGGAGGAAAAUGCUAAGCUUUUGGAAGAUGAGGCUGAAUUGAACAAGGAAAGAUACAAGCAGCUUAUGGAGAACCUAAUUCCAGUGGUGGAGAAACGAAGACCAAAACCUCCGAGAGUAAUAAGGAGAGUGCAGUCCAUGGAAUGGUAGGUUUAUCUCUAUUCUAUCUAUGCAUGAGAUCGUAGUAAUGUCGCGAGAAGACGUUCUGGCAUGGGCUCGUUCCGUAUCUGCAUGAUAGUGUAACUAACUACAAGAUGUUGUUUUAUAUAUUUCUUUAUUUAUAUAUAAAAAUAAUAAGUUGUAAUGUAGCUAUUCGGACAUGUAAUAACUCUAUAUAACCCAAAAAAAAAACACAAGACUUUGACAAUUUGUAUGGAUGCCUCCUAUGCAAAUACACAGCUAGACUUUGUACUGUACAUUUCAUGCUUGUAGUUUCUUGUGCUGGUGGUGUAUGUAAUUAUUACUUUAAUUAUUAUUAUAUUUUUUUUAAGUUAU
Erythranthe guttata (spotted monkey flower) is the source of this 1238-nucleotide messenger RNA. Its product is annotated as G-box-binding factor 4. Lineage: Eukaryota; Viridiplantae; Streptophyta; Magnoliopsida; Lamiales; Phrymaceae. The record is from RefSeq and is a predicted model, not a curated record. Gene Ontology annotation, molecular function: DNA-binding transcription factor activity. Gene Ontology annotation, biological process: positive regulation of DNA-templated transcription. Gene Ontology annotation, cellular component: nucleus.